This is a messenger RNA of Cantharellus anzutake, 513 nucleotides long. RefSeq lists its product as uncharacterized. The record is from RefSeq and is a predicted model, not a curated record. The transcript is spliced from 3 exons. Bases 1 to 513 code for a protein of 170 amino acids. NCBI's taxonomy places the organism in Eukaryota, Fungi, Basidiomycota, Agaricomycetes, Cantharellales, Hydnaceae.
AUGAGCCCCCCUAUUACAAGCAGCGAAAGUGCCGAAGAUGAUCCGUGGAGCUCGGAGGUUGCGGAGGUUAUGGAGGUUACAGAGGCGGGGUUGAAAGUCCGAGGAAUAUUGGCAAUGGUGUUUAUGAGGUCACCAAUGCAAUGGACUAAAGCCGAGGUGGAGUCAAAGUCCGAGGUAGGAACUAUGAUGGAGUCUUGGAGCGAAGGUACAAGCAGUGUCCAAGUACAAGAAGAGGGCCAGAGGGAAGAGGAAAGGGGAAAGGAGUGGAGGAGAGGAAAGGUGUCAGGUCUGAAGUCACCUUCCAUUCUUAGCACAACUAUCCUCUUUACCAUUCAGUCGGCUAACCCCCCUUACCCAUUUCUUGUUCCCAUUCAUUUUCCGGCCUCUUACUCUGCCCUCCUUGGUCCGACACCUCGGUUCCCUGUUAAAGAUAUCGUUUGGGACCUUUCGGUACCUCUCGGUAUCAUUCGGCACCUUUCGGUGUUGUCCUAUUGUCAUUCGGACUUUGACUAA